GUUUACUGUAGGAGUGUUGGUGAGCAGUGGGAAGAGAUCUAAAGAUCUUCGCAGGUUCUCGCUGAUGACCCUGAAAACCCUUGGGAUGGGGCGCAGGAGCAUUGAAGAGAACGUGUCCAAGAAGAGGGCUAAGAUGCUGGUGAAAGCCUUCAGUGAAUUUGGAGAUUCAGUUGUCAAUCCCAAAGAAUUGCUUUGCAAUUGUGUUGGCAAUGUGAUCUGCUCCAUAGUCUUUGGGCACAGGUUUGAACAUGACGACCCAAUGUUUCAGCUCAUCCAAAAGGCUGUUGAUGACUACUUCAAAGUCCUCAGCAGCCCUAUUGGAGCGAUGUACAACAUGUUCCCUAGAAUCUUUGGUGCUUCCAGGCAAACACCAUGAGAUGUUUGCUUCGUAAACAAGGCCAAAGCUUACAUACAAGGGCAAGCAGAAAUCCGUCUUAAAACCCUUGACACCUCUGAACCUCAGGACUUCAUCGAGGCCUUCCUGGUUAAAAUGCUGGAGUAGAAAACACCGCAUGAUCCUCACAUUGGAGGUGAACCUCUUACACAUUAUGAAAUA
Messenger RNA from Salvelinus sp. IW2-2015, 556 nucleotides. RefSeq names its product cytochrome P450 2M1-like. The record is from RefSeq and is a predicted model, not a curated record. Gene Ontology annotation, cellular component: cytoplasm; intracellular membrane-bounded organelle. NCBI's taxonomy places the organism in Eukaryota, Metazoa, Chordata, Actinopteri, Salmoniformes, Salmonidae. Gene Ontology annotation, molecular function: iron ion binding; oxidoreductase activity, acting on paired donors, with incorporation or reduction of molecular oxygen, reduced flavin or flavoprotein as one donor, and incorporation of one atom of oxygen; heme binding. Gene Ontology annotation, biological process: xenobiotic metabolic process.